This is a messenger RNA of Orbicella faveolata, 857 nucleotides long. RefSeq names its product RNA helicase Mov10l1-like. NCBI's taxonomy places the organism in Eukaryota, Metazoa, Cnidaria, Anthozoa, Scleractinia, Merulinidae. The record is from RefSeq and is a predicted model, not a curated record. Gene Ontology annotation, molecular function: helicase activity.
AUGAUGAUCUUUCACAGAAUUCCUUCCAGCCGAAUUCUGGCUUGUGCCCCGUCAAAUAGCGCCGCUGAUUUAAUUGCAGAACGACUUCACGUGAGCGGUUUUAUUCAAGAAGGAGACAUGGUCCGACUGAAUGCUAUCCAGCGAGCGCAGAGUAUCCCAGAAUCCAUCAUUCCGUACUGCACUGACACAGAUCAGUUGGACAUGGCGGCGCGUUAUCGCGUCAUGAUCUGCACAUGCAGUACAGCGGGUCAGCUGUAUUCCCUGGGAUUACGGGCAGGUCAUAUCACGCAUGUAUNUUGCUACGAUCCACUUCUAGUUACCAAACUGAUAAAUAAUUAUCGUUCACACCCAGCUGUGCUCAAACUCUCCUCUGCUGUUUUUUACCAUGAUGAGCUCAAGCCCUGUGCUGAUGUGCGGAUGCGGGAAAGUUUGUGUCAGUGGGAAAGGCUUCCAAACAAAGGAUUUCCAGUGAUUUUUCACGGCCUGAAGGGAGAAGAUAUUCGUGAAGGUAACAGUCCAUCAUGGUUCAACCCAGUGGAAGCUGUUCAAGUUGUGAAGUAUUUACAGUCUCUCAGAUCAAGCGACAAGUUCUCCCUCAAACUCACUGAUAUCGGUGUCAUUACUCCUUACAGGAAACAGGUUUGUACCGCAAGUCCUUCAUCUGUUGUCUUAAGCUGUUCCCAUUGUUCGUCGAUCAAGAAAUGAUAAAAGAGUAGGAAAAUUGACGGGCGUACCAAUUUACGCCCGGAAAUUUCAUGUUCUUCUUGUUGUUUUGUUUUGUUUUGUUUGUUUGAAAUAAGUGAAAGCUGCUUUCGGUUUAACAGUUAUUCUAUAAGUUCAAAUCCUUAUUACAGUCG